CACCAAUCCCACAAUGCGCUGCUCCUCCGCUCUCCCACAAGAUCCCCCCCUCGUCCGCCCCACAAUGCCCUGCUGCCGGCCCCCUUCUUCCCCCGUGAGCGGCAGGGUCUGUCCCUGUAGCAGGAAGAUGGCGGACACAAUGAGCAGGGGCCGCCGCUCCGCAGCCUGAGCCGACCCCGCCUGAGGGCGCUGCCCGCCCGUGCCGAAUCCGCCUGCCAGCGACGCGCCGCCCCCGCUCGGAGACCCGCGCGCGCCAGGCUCCCGCCCGGCUUCCCUUUCUCGCUGCUUCGCAGGCCCCGCGGGUUCUAGGCCGCCGCCCGGCUCCUCACGUUCACCGGCGUCCUCCGUGCCCGGCUCCCGCUGGGCCCCGGCCGGCUCCUUAGGCCCCGCUCGCGCCGCCCCAUCCCUCGCGGCAUGAAGCUAACGGACAACGUGCUGCGGAGCUUCCGCGUGGCCAAGGUCUUCCGCGAGAACUCGGACAAAAUCAACUGCUUCGACUUCAGCCCCAACGGCGAGACCGUCAUCUCCAGCAGCGACGACGACUCCAUCGUGCUCUACGACUGCCAGGAGGGCAAACCAAAGAGAACACUGUAUAGUAAAAAGUAUGGAGUGGACCUAAUCAGAUACACACAUGCUGCCAACACUGUGGUGUACAGCUCCAACAAAAUAGACGAUACAAUCCGUUACCUCUCCCUACAUGAUAAUAAAUACAUCCGAUAUUUUCCAGGGCACAGCAAGAGAGUUGUUGCCCUGUCCAUGUCUCCAGUAGAUGAUACCUUUAUUUCUGGAUCACUUGAUAAAACCAUCCGACUUUGGGAUCUCCGGUCUCCAAACUGCCAGGGUUUAAUGCAUCUUCAGGGGAAGCCUGUAUGCUCCUUUGAUCCAGAGGGCCUGAUCUUUGCUGCUGGAGUCAAUUCUGAAAUGGUGAAGCUUUACGAUCUCCGCUCUUUUGACAAGGGUCCAUUUGCUACAUUCAAGAUGCAGUACGAUCGAACCUGUGAGUGGACAGGCUUGAAGUUCAGUAACGACGGGAAGCUCAUCCUCCUAUCAACCAACGGAGGGUUCCUUCGACUGAUUGAUGCCUUUAAGGGAGCUGUACUGCAUACGUUUGGGGGUUAUAACAACAGUAAGGCUGUCACGUUGGAGGCAUCAUUCACACCAGAUUCCCAGUUCAUAAUGAUUGGUUCAGAGGAUGGAAAAAUUCAUGUCUGGAAUGGGGAGAGUGGGAUGAAGGUGGCUGUGUUGGAUGGGAAACACACAGGUCCUAUAACCUGUCUGCAGUUCAAUCCCAAAUUCAUGACCUUUGCCAGUGCAUGUUCCAACAUGGCCUUUUGGUUGCCAACCAUAGAUGACUAAUUCUGAAACCACAAUGCCCACUGGGUGGCUUCCAUACUGUUAAUAGCAGCGUGUUCUUGCGAAGAUGGUGUCGGAGCUGCCUACUCCUCCUGGACUGUAUGUUCUCAUCCAUCAUACCCACAUACGUUCCUGUAUGUCUUUUUUUUUUUUUUUUCUGCAUUCCUUCAGAAGGACUCCUUCAUUUGACCUCCGAGAGUCUGAUCAUGCUGUACCCAGAAGCUGGGUGCAACAUGUAGCUACUUUCCAGUCAAAGUCCAAUAGGUUCCAGCAGAACUUAUAACUGGCACAGUGUUACUUUUGAGAACGUGGUGGAGAAAUAACAGAGUCUGAUUUUUAUGAAGUUUGCUGCAGUCUCUAAGGUGUAAUUGUGUUUUGUUCUCUUACUGUAAACACACAAGGCUACAGACAAACUGCGGUGGGUGAGUGGGACGUACAGUUCUGUCCCACACCUGCAUGUUUAUCACGCCUGGGAUCUCUACAGCGUCACUAUUGAAUUCUACAAAUACAAACUUCAUUUGUGCCAAAUACAAGCAGACUGACUGUUUUUUAACCCAAAUGUCAGAUGCACAGAGAUUUCUUUUGCUAUUGAACACUUAGGCAAAGGCUGCAUAUUCGCAUCAUGGCAUCCAUCAUCAAUUUCUGGUGGUCUAGUGUCUGGCAGACCAUACAGGUUUUGCCUGCUGGCAGAGAAAGCUUGAAGCCGCCUCUGUGCCAUUCAUCAUCCAAGCUUGAAGCAGCCUCUGUGCUUGAAGCAGCCUCUGUGCCAUUCAUCAUCAGAGUACUGAAGAGGUCCGGUGGGUAUCCCAAGCAAUAAAGGAGUCUGUCAGCAGGAAGACAGUUAAAACAAAGACUGAAACUGCAGUAGUCUCCAAUACAUCUUCCUUCUGUAUCAUCUUUGCUGAUCCUACUUGUAAAUAUUUUGGGGGGAGGAUAAUAGGGAGGGGUCAUAUUUUUUUACUUUUAGGUAUUAAAGAGUAUGAUGUGGGCCAGUAUUGUGGGAUGAGUUCAGGCUGUUUACCUUCCAUUGAUGCAGCUUUCUCCUCUUGUUCUGUAAAUAAGUUCCAUUAAAUUCUCCCCAAACUGGGUCCAGGCCUGUAUCCCUUUUGUUAGUAAUACGUCCACACACAAGAUUUUAUUCCAUUAUGUAUUUACUCACACAUUGUGCAAGUUCUCAACAAUUGCUUAAAAGACUGUGGCUCACCUAAGUCGCAUGGGUGUUAUCCAAAGCCAAAUGGAGAAUUUGAGAUGUCUGAUAUCCCUUUUUUUCUUGUAUUUUGCCCUGGCAUUUCUGUAAAGAAUGCCCUUGCAGAAGUAUUAUACCUCUGUUGGAUAUACUGCACUCUGCUGUCCAUUUUUGGGCAAUGCAAAAAGUAAACCAAGCCUACCAGCUGGUAUUGUUCCACUUUCUUUCUUUUCCUAAGUCAUCACAUUGUAAAAUUGGUCUGAUGCAUCUCCAUUAGCAUGAUGGGAAAAGUACAAUGUACAUGGAGCUAUGCACUGUGCUCUCAUCUUAACCAAAUACUUGCAACCUAGAGGCUGAGCAUACACCCUAGGUACAUUUGCUUGGAAAAUCCAUUCUUUGUCUUCUGCUGCUGACCUCAACCUCCCAAAAAUGCAAGAGACUGUCAAGGUGGCAAUCUAAACAGGGAAUAGGCUGAUCCUGGAUGCCAUUUUAGUGUCCUCUCAUACCUGAAAAUAAUUUGCUACACCUCUGGUAAUAGUGAUCUUGAUGCUCCAUGUUGUGUAGUUUCCAUCUCCACUGUAGGGCCUCGCAUCAAUGCAGAGCAUGUUCCACUGGAAUAAUGUAUGGGUUUGUGGUGCAGCCCACCGUUUUCUCUGCUCCACCCUUGCUUGUUACAACUGUUAGCAUAACACACACUUCCAUAAGCAAGGGCUAGGGGUGUAGAAUGGGUUUCUCGGCACUGCCAGUCCCCUUGAGGUAUUAGUGCAUGUUGUGCUGCAGCUUUAUCUAUGACAGACACUGUAUGUCAUCAAAAGGGCUGCUGUGCAUGAGAGAGUCUGAGAAAUUAAUUGUUUGAAUCUAUGCUGUGACUAAAAAUGCUGUUUAGACUCUGUGAUGUGCCUCUGUGCUAAUUAUACUGUACAUGUUUAAAGCCGAUUCUGUGGUGUGUUCUGUGUUACACGAGUUCGUCUGUUACUCACUUGGUGGGGAUGAUGGACUGACUUUCUUUUGAUCUCGCCAAACACGCUGCAGGAGUUCCAGAUCAGAGAUUCCUUUGUAUGGCUGCACCAGCAUCCCUCCUACUGGCUAAUACUGUGCUGAUUUCACCUCAAAAGGCCAAGGGCAAAGGGAGAUGGACAUCUGUUCUCACACAUGACUAGGCUUCUGCAACUGUUUCUUUUUCAGCCUGUUCUUGUUGCAUUCUGGGCUGUUUGGUGCUAUAGCUGCCAUUUAGUGUUUCUGUGAGCAGCCAUAUUUUGCAGAGGUUUAUAACUUAGCAUGUUUAUGGUGGUGGUGGUGAAUUUAAAAUUAAAAUAAAAUUGAGGUUGAAACCAUGAUAACCUGAAGCAAACUCAUUCAGGUUUUUGCUUUUAGAUGAGUGAAAUGAACAGUUAGUCCCCACCAGAUAUUACUUAGGCAGGGAAGAGACUCAGAAGAUUUUUCUUCUGAGAAGUGCCACUUGCAAACCUGCUAUAAACACUUUUCAUAAGGCUGUGUUAGGUAUCCCCAGCUGCAUUGUAACCCUCUCAAUGUGUAUUUGCAGCGUGGAAUGUUUAACGCUAUAGAGGGCUGAAAUGUUGAUCAAAGAAUUUGCACAUCAGAAACAUCAAACAUUUUCAGGUCAAGAGAAGUUUGCAGGAUCAUACGCAAGGCGGCACUGACUCAGUGUAAAAUUGGUAGUAUUUUGUCUCUAGGGAACUAGAUAUUUUUCCCUGACUGAUUUUCUUUGUUGCAUGAGUCUCUCACAAUCUUAAUGUAGCGAUCAGGGUUUUAGGACAAAACGGAAAGAGAACUGACUGUGUUGCCAGAACAAUUACCUGGAAACUUUUAAAAAAGCAAAUUCAGUUGCAUUCAUUAGCUUUCAUAGAGCAAACUGAAAGACAGGGAAAAAGGCUUUUAAGGAAUAUGCAGGGUUUGAAAACUAAAGAAUAUUAGGAGUGACACUUCAGUACUUUUAGGGGAAACUGGAUAUAAUCAGAAAAGUACAUCUAAAAAUAGCACCACCUUACCCAGCCUACUGUGUCAGAGUUCCAUGGCUAUACCCUGUUACUUUGACUCUCAUUGGCCCAGCAGAGUUAAAUACUGGAGAGGGAGCUGGAUUCUGUUUUGCUUCAGGCACUAAUCAAUGGAAGUUCUGAUUCCAAAUCUUCAUUACUGGUGGUGUCACUAAUAGUAGUAGAAAGGAGCCCAGCUUGACCUCUUCUCAGAUCCAUAUAUGAGAUUGCAAAGGAGGCAGUUUAUAUUUAUAAAAAAAAAAAAUCCUGUCUGUACCCCAAUCCUGCAAAUAUUACACAGGUGCUUAACUUUAAGUAUGUGAAUAAUGCCAUUGAUGCAUGUGCACAAAAGUUUGCAGGAUUGUGGCAUUGAUUCAUAAUCUAAUCAGAUUUGAUAAGCAACUGAGAAUAAAUAGGGAAGCUACAAUCUCUUUUCUGAUCACAGUUCUGGCUAUAUUUGCACUUUAACAAUCUGCAACAGGAUUUCUGGGUAGCAGGCUGGGAUCCUGUUUGCCUUUGAGAGAGGCUGUCCAUUGCAACUGCUGUCCUAUUGACUAUUCUUGGUUGUGAGCUUGGUUUUGUGAAUUUAAUUUUUAGGUGGUGACCAUCUAUUGGAGGAGUGUAAAUACAUUAAUGUCAAAUUAUGAGAUGCCAUAAAAUACUGCAGAUGUGGACAAUUCAGUGUUGUGGCUGUUAUCAAAUAAAUAUUUUGUAGACUGAU
Mauremys reevesii (Reeves's turtle) is the source of this 5254-nucleotide messenger RNA. RefSeq names its product WD repeat domain 82 (gene WDR82). The coding region runs from base 415 to 1356 and encodes 313 amino acids. Gene Ontology annotation, molecular function: chromatin binding; protein binding. The record is from RefSeq and is a predicted model, not a curated record. Gene Ontology annotation, cellular component: Set1C/COMPASS complex. Lineage: Eukaryota; Metazoa; Chordata; Testudines; Geoemydidae. The transcript is spliced from 9 exons.